This is a messenger RNA of Aspergillus glaucus CBS 516.65, 470 nucleotides long. RefSeq lists its product as uncharacterized. The transcript is spliced from 3 exons. Lineage: Eukaryota; Fungi; Ascomycota; Eurotiomycetes; Eurotiales; Aspergillaceae. Bases 199 to 399 code for a protein of 66 amino acids. The record is from RefSeq and is a predicted model, not a curated record.
CACCGUUCCACAAACGCGUCAUCCGAAGCAAUAGAAGCAACGGAUCAGGAGGUUCUUUUCUUCUUCCCUUAACUAAGCACAUAGUACAGAAUAGGUUAUAAAUACCCGCCCUCAUCACCUCCAGAAUCUCAUCAACAACAACUCAUCUCUCAAUCCUUUUAAAACAAAACAAUUCUACUCCCCUCACAAACAACCACAAUGAAGCUCUCCAUCUUCGCCUCUCUCUUCCUCGCCGGCUCUGCCAUCGCCGCUGGCGCCGGUGGUAGCGGUGGUUCCAAGACCAUCGACGACAACCAGCCCUGCCAGUCCGACAGCAAGACUGAAUACUGCAAGAGCGGCCUCUGCGUCCAAGAGCCCAGCCAGACCGCGGGCGUAUGCAAACCUAAGGGCCAGAACUAAGCGUUUUCUGCGCCUAUGAUAUGUAUAUAAAUAUAUAUAUAACUGAAUUUUAAUAAUUCUUUUGUCGCUGA